AUGGGGAAUUGUCAAGGAUUAAACCUUGAUUUAAAUUAAAUUUAAAGUGUGAAUUUAAACCAGAUUCAAUUUAAUGGCCAUAAUAAAGAUUUUAACAAGUAGGAUAUUAGCAGCGAAGAAAUAAGUUAAAUGAUAUCUUAAAUUCGAGAUGUAGAAGAUUUGACUAAUUCUUUAUUAAUAGAAUAGAGCUUCUUAGAAGAGAGUUAGAUGAUUUAAAAUUAAAACUUUAAUCAAACUCCUAAUUUGUUUUCUAAGUUACCCUCUACAAAGCUGAAUAGUUUACAUAAAAUUCCUGAAAAGCAACUUUUUUUAAGCUAAGAAAGUCUUCAUAAAGCAGACUUGAAUGUUUUAUCAUUGAUAAAGAAAGACAAAAAACAAUAAUAAAUAUUAAACACCUUAAAAUACGACGAGGACAUAUAUUAAGAAGAUGAAAUAGGCCAAACUAUUUAUAAUCAAAGUUAUAAACCAAUCAAAGUUUUUAGUCGCUUUUUUGAAGAUUAUAAAAAUCCUAAUGCUUAAUUUAAAUUAAAUACUGCUGCUAAAGGAUAAGUAUAAAAUAAUUUUAAAAAAGUGAGGCUCUUUUAGUAAUAAAUGUAAUAAGAAGAGCUCCCUUUAGAAACUGAAAGUGAUGGAAAUUAUGAAGGCUCUGAAGAAGAAAAUUUUAAAACAAAAGAAAAAUUAAUUGAUAAUAUAUUUACUGAUAGAUCUAAAAGCUCUAGAAAUAACUAGUAAUUAUCUGUAAUUGAAGAUGCAGAAGAAAGUGGUGAUUAUUCACCUAUUCAAGCUUCGCCUAAAAUGCAAACCAAAAAAGAAAGUAUCCUAAAAGUACAUGAAAGAAAUAAUAAAAAGAUUAAAAGAUUUAAAACUGUAUUAAUUUAAGGCUGCAGAUUUUAAGGAUAAUUAAUUAAUAAACAAAGAAACGGAAUUGGUAAACUAACUUUCUAAGACGGUACAGUUUACAUAGGAGAAUGGAUACUAGAUAAAAGACAUGGAAAAGGAGUACAAAUAUGGCCUGAUGAUACUUUAUAUGAAGGAGAAUGGGAAAACGAUUUCAUAUAAGGAAUGGGCAAAAUUGAAUAUAGCAAUAGAAGCUAUUACAUUGGGGAAUGGAAAGAAAAUAAAUUCCAUGGAAAAGGAAGGUUUUAACAUUUUUCUGGAUCCUACUAUGAAGGCUUAUGGUUUUAAGAUAAGCAACAUGGUAAAGGUGUUGAAGUUUAACUCUAUCCUACAUAUUCUAGGUAUGAAGGAAUAUUUGAAAAUGGAAAGAAAGAAGGUAAAGGGAGAAUAUCUAUGGCAAACGGCUCAAGCUAUAAAGGAGAUUUCAAGGAUGGAAACGUUCAUGGACUUGGAGUAUACAAUUGGCCAAAUGGAGUUGUAUACGAAGGAAGAUGGGAAAAUAAUAAAAUGUCAGGGAAUGGAAAAAUGACAUGGCCACAUAAUAUAAUUUAUUAAGGAGAAUUUAAAAAUGAUUAAAAGAGUGGAAUAGGAUGCAUAGAAUAUGAAGAUGGAAGCAAAUUUAUUGGUGAAUGGAAAGCUGAUAAAUAACAUGGAAAUGGAACAUUUUAUUUCAAAAAAAAUAGUUCCUAAAUAAAAGGUAUUUGGGAACAUGGAAAAUUAGUUAAAAUAAUCAAUUUUUACAUGUAAAAAAUGAAUGGAUAAAGCCUUUAAAACUUAAAUUAAAAUAAUAUUAACCUUACUAAUUUAUCUUUUGCACCUAGUAUAAACUUAAAUAAAUCAUUUUACUCUCCUAAAAGUAGCAUAGAUAUACAUGAUAAUUUCGUUUAUGAUAGUAAAAUAAUGUCAGCAAACAAGCCUAAUAAAAAUAAAAGCAAACAAAAUAAUAAUUAAAAAUAAAGUUCAAGAUUUAUUAACAUUCCGAACGAAUGA
Molecule: messenger RNA, 1887 nt
Organism: Tetrahymena thermophila SB210
Lineage: Eukaryota; Ciliophora; Oligohymenophorea; Hymenostomatida; Tetrahymenidae
Product: MORN motif protein
Exons: 5
Source: RefSeq, a predicted model, not a curated record